Molecule: messenger RNA, 1763 nt
Organism: Vitis vinifera (wine grape)
Lineage: Eukaryota; Viridiplantae; Streptophyta; Magnoliopsida; Vitales; Vitaceae
Product: two-pore potassium channel 1
Exons: 3
Coding region: 360-1487 (375 amino acids)
Biological process (GO): stabilization of membrane potential; potassium ion transmembrane transport
Cellular component (GO): plant-type vacuole membrane
Molecular function (GO): potassium ion leak channel activity
Source: RefSeq, a predicted model, not a curated record
AACUUGGAGAAUGAUAAAAUAUUUCAAUGAAUACACAUUCUCAAACGGUUUUCUUGAGAAGAUUUCUGUAGGAAUAAUUUGCCAACGACUCUUGGUGGUGUGAAUCAUCAUUCUUGCGGAAGGGUUUGUUCUUUCUCUACCAAACAAAUAAAGAAAAGCAUCUCAAAAACAUUCUGAUUCAUGUUUAGAGCAUGUUCGCGAAGCUUUUUCUGAUUUAUUUCCACAAAAGCCAAAUGGGUCUGAACAAAUGUUCAAUCAUUUCACACCUAGAUAAUUGACAAGCAGGUGGCACCACCAAAUUUGACAGUGAAACUAAUAUUUGGCUUUACGGGUCGGGUUACUCCCACGAAAUCUGGAGCAUGCCCACAUCACAAAUGAGGAGAGAGGAGCUUGGGAGGUUGUGUUUUGCUCGGAUUGCUCGAUGCGUUGCUCUGAAUUUUCGAGCUUCUUCCACUGGUCCUAUAUCUCGAACCAACCAGAAAGGUACCCUCAAGAGAAGUAGACUUCGCCGCUGUAAAAGUGCCCUACCAGAAUAUAAUCUUCCAGACACUAACAAAGCUGCCUCAUCUCCACGCUCUGAAUCCAGAAUCCAGGGACUUCACCCAAGUUUGAUUAAAGUAAUCAUAGUCUUGUCCAUUUACCUGGGUGCUGGCACUCUAUGCUUCUACCUCGCCAGGCAUUGGAUGAAGGGAAAGAAAACAAAUGGAGUUCUGGAUGCUGUUUAUUUCUGUGUUGUGACAAUGAGCACAGUUGGGUAUGGAGACCUUGUCCCUGAUAGUGCAGCUACAAAACUACUUGCCUGUGCCUUUGUCUUCACAGGUAUGGCUUUGAUUGCUCUAAGUUUAAGCAAAGCAGCAGACUAUCUGGUAGAGAAGCAGGAAAUGUUGCUAAUUAGAGCCUUAUACAUGCCCAAACAUGUUGGUAUGGCUGAAAUUUUAAAGGAAAUGGAAACCAACAAAGUGAGAUACAAAUGCCUCAUGGUUUUUCUUCUUCUUUUGCUGAUUAUUACUUGUGGGACAGUCUUCCUAGCUAAAGUUGAGAAAUUGAGCUUUGUCGAUGCAUUCUAUUGUGUUUGUUCUACCAUCACAACCUUGGGCUAUGGAGAUGUUAGCUUCUCCACUGAAGCCGGACGUGCUUUUGCGGUGCUUUGGAUAUUGUUUGGUACCAUUUCUUUAGCACAGUUUUUCCUUUAUGUUGCCGAGCUUAACACUGAAAGAAGACAAAAGAAAUUAGCGAAAUGGGUCCUCGGACGGAAGAUGACAAAUGUAGAUUUGGAGGUUGCUGAUCUUGAUGAUGAUGGAGUCGUUGACGUUUCUGACUUCAUCAUCUAUAAGCUGAAAGAGAUGGGGAAGAUCAGCCAAGAAGAUAUUUCACUUGUAAUGGGAGAGUUUGAAGAACUUGAUAUUGAUCAGUCAGGGACAUUAUCAGCCACUGAUCUAACACUUGCUCAAUCUCAACCUGUUGAGGAGGAGGCAACACCACCAUAGAAAGGUAAUGUACUACUAACUAACUAACUAACUAUUGAGACAACUUAUGUAAGUUGUCUCAAUGCUACUCUGUCAGAUUUGUAUUACCACUUUGGAGAAUGAAGAAGGCAAUGGUAUUGAUAAAGUAAGUUUGUAAGUUUGUUGCUAGGGAGGGAUUGGUUUGGGUGAGAAAUUCAAAUGGUUUUGUUUCUGUUUGUUUUUUUAGGUGUGAAAGUUGUGGAAUCAACAACUAUUGAUGCAUCAGUUAAUACAACUUGAAUUUGAGAUUAUUUAGAA